AUGUCAACUCGAGAAAACCAACUUGAUGAGCCACUUCUACCAUUUAGAACCAGCUUCAGUUCCAGUAAUGACCCUCUCGAUAGAGCUGGAUGCUGCAAGGCAACUACAGUAAUUCUCAUUGUUCUGUUUGUUUGUGGAGUUUUGGCACUUGGAUUAUCUGCAAUCGUUUGGAAAGUUUAUGAUGAUUUUGAUGGUGAUAAAAACCAUACGACAACUACUACUCCAGUGUCUCCGGUUUGCAAUAAAAGAAUUGUUGGAUUUUUCAGCAAUCACCAGACCAAAGACAUCACAAAGAUUCAACUCGAGAAGCUAACGCAUGCUGUUUUUUCCUAUAUGCUACUAUUUCCGAACGGAACAAUUCAAUUCAAAAAUGACAAGGCAAGACAAAGAUUUUCUGGUUUAAAAAACAAAGCAAGAAAUACGACCUUGAAUGUGAAACUUUUGAUUUCAAUUGGUGGUCCGGAUAACUUUGAGCACUUUUCAGAGGUCAUAAUGGACCCGAAGAAACAAAGAACACUCACAGAAUCGAUCAUCUCAUUCCUUAAAGAACAACAAACCAAUGGAGUUGACAUAUUCUGGAAAUGGCCGAAAGAAACCGAUAAAUUUCAAUUCACAGAGUUUUUAAAGAAUUUGAAAGAGACUAUGAAAGAAGAAGGAAACCAAUACACCCUAUCCAUAACUGCUCCAGCAGCUGGAAUUAAACACUGGACUUCAGGUUUUGAUGUAGAUGAAAUAGUCGAAGUUGUAGACUUCAUAAAUGUGCUGACUAUGGACUACUAUGGACCAUGGCUGAACGAGUAUGGGACUCCUACUGGUCCAAUUGCUCCAUUGUAUUCAGGAGUUGGAGAUAGAAAAAACUUCAACGUGGACUAUACAAUGCAUUAUUACUCAUGUGAAACAAAACAACCGGAGAAGUUUAAUAUUGUGAUCCCAUUUUUUGGGAGGUUAUGGAAGAAUGUGAAGGGUGCGGUUGAGCAAGGAAAGGAAGCAUUCAGAGAUGUGCACUUAAAGGAUAAUACAACAGAAGGUGAUCCCUACAUGUCGAGAUGGACUGUCGAGCAUGAGGGAUGGAAAAUAACACCUUCUACUUGGGAUGAAGACUCCAAGAGUUCUUAUAUCUACGAUGCAGAUGCUAAAACGUACUUGACAUUUGAAAACGAACGAAGUUUAACAGCAAAGAUGAAUUUUGUGAAAGAGAAAAAUUUAGGAGGAGUUUGGAUUUGGGCAGUGGAUAUGGAUGACGUCAAAAAUAGUCUCCUAAACACAAUAACUUCAGAUGGAAUGUGCUCUGAUAGUACUGAAGAUAGUUUUAAAUACAAUUGUUAA
Caenorhabditis remanei is the source of this 1326-nucleotide messenger RNA. RefSeq lists its product as uncharacterized. The record is from RefSeq and is a predicted model, not a curated record. The transcript has 4 exons. Gene Ontology annotation, biological process: carbohydrate metabolic process. Gene Ontology annotation, molecular function: chitin binding. Bases 1 to 1326 code for a protein of 441 amino acids. NCBI's taxonomy places the organism in Eukaryota, Metazoa, Nematoda, Chromadorea, Rhabditida, Rhabditidae.